AUGUUCGCCAUGGCUUCAAAUGGCCAUGCGCAAGCCGGCUUACCAAGACUGAGCACGACCAAGCGGACAUGUAGAAGGGAUUCGCUGUCUUCCUCCAGGACGCGUGAUUCGGGUUAUAACAGCGAUCCUGAUUCCCUCUCGCCCUUGGAAGCGGGGACGUUGGAUCAGGGCAUUCUUUUCGCACCCCUUCCAUCUGUGCCGAGCAUUCUUGUCAACAACAAAGCUACCUUUUCUAAGAAAUGCUACGUCGAUAGGCCUUGGUUGACUAGCCAGAACUGCGUCACUAGCAACCCUGCAGAACUCAUCACCAGUCAGGCAUUCCUCCAAUCCGCAUCUCCAGAAGCUCCAAAAAUAGGAUCUGUCGGGACUUUGCUUGACUUUCCACGUAAGGAUAUCCCUAAAGAUAGGCCUGCGUCGGACGAUGAAGAUAUAGAGCGGUGGAUCAACGAUAAUCUCCCAUCCAGCAAGCGCCCUAGGGAACGAGUAACAUCUAUCGUUUCCAUCUCAUCCACGAGCAGUUGCGACAUGCAUACCAACACCGACUUUAGUGACGACGAGAUGGAUCAUAAUGUAAUGGCUGUACGGCGUUUUCCGACUUCCACCCAGAAGAUUAUUGAUCUUAUCUUACGCAAAGUCGAGAUCAACCUCCGCAAUGCGGCUUACAAGCAAUGUGCGGGAAGUAAAGCCGCGCACACCCAAGGUAGAGGCACACUCUCCUCAAGCCAGAGCAGUCGUAAAACAUCAGUAAGCUCAGGAACCAAACGCAAGUCCCGUUCAGAAGGCAGUCCGCCACCAGAGGACGAUGACGACGAUGGUUCAAACAAGCGACGCCGGGGCUCCACGGCAACUACUACAGACGAUUCUGAGACUGGAGCAAAGUUUGCGUGUCCGUUCUACAAACAUGAACCGGACAGGUAUCGCAACAGGCGCACUUGUCCUGGACCUGGUUGGCCAUCCGUCCAUCGGAUGAAAGAACACCUCUACCGAUCACAUUCCCAGCCAAUAUUUUGUCCAAUCUGCUACGAGACCUUCACUUCAGACAAGGCGCAAUCAACUCACGUACGUCUGCGAGAGUGCGAGAAUUCACCGCCUCGGGAAAUUGAAGGAAUUGACCGUGAGACUAUUCGGACCCUGAAGAAGCGCACCCCUGCGUAUAUGCUAGAGGAGGACAAGUGGAGAGACGUAUAUCAGGUCCUCUUUCCAGAUGUGGCUGACGCUGAGAUACCCAGUCCGUUCUACGAUUGCGAUUCACCAAGCGAAACAUCCCGACGCUUCCGCAGAGAUCUUCUGCAUCGCGUACAUCAAGAACUGCUUGUCGAGGCCGGACAAGUACCUAGUCCUGUCGAGCGAGAGAUUAUGCAGCGCGUGGCCCAAAUCGUGCGCCGUUGCGAGCAAGAUCUGCUGAAUCAGGCGCAACCGACAUCUUUCAACCCGACGCGACGUAGUAGCGUCAUUUCUACAAGUAGUGCGCCCUAUGCCCCGCCUCUACCCGAGCCUACUCCGAUUGUCGAGACAGAUGCUCCGUCGUUCAUUCCCGAGCCUACGAUCAAUUGGGGUUCCUGGAGCUACCCGUCAUACAAUCCAUUCGGUCUAGGAAUCGACUGGGAAGCUGCGUUCCCAUCUGAACCUGAGAUGCAGUGUACAGGUAGCGACGAGACUGCUGCAAGCUUUUUGACAUUAUACCGCCCGCAAUGCGCCUCUCACGUCCCGCGCCCUGCAUGUCCCACCCAACGCCUUGAGCAACGCCGUGCGCUCAACCUGUACAAGACGGCCAAGGCCAAGACAGUCCUCGGUCAGCACAAGGUGCUAACGUUUACUCCAUAUGAAUAUCCGCGGUUGGAAGACCUGUCACACAAGGUCAGACUCUGGGAGACGACGAAGCAGGGCGCAAAGGAGGGCUUGAUAGCGGACAACAUCUCAUUGCAAGAACUGUACGACAACCAUGUCAAAGACGGAGAAAUGCUCUGGUGUAUGGAUGCGCUGAAGAAAGGAAUGGCACAAGGAUCUUUGGACAAUGAGGACCAGGGCGAGGCGAGCAUGGGUGUACCGGAAAACUUGAGGGACUUCUCCAUCACCAAAGCACACACGUUCUCGAUCCCCAAAACUAAGAAGGGCAAGCAAAUUGGAGGGCUCAAAAACAUCAUCUUUAACGAGUCCAGUCCAAUCGAAUUCUACAGGCUAUCAUUGGAUCGCGCAUACCAAUUCCUCGAGCAUGGCUGUCCUGUAGAGUUUCGCCUCCGCUUACAAGGCAGACCGCUGCUAAAAGAGGAAAGGAUCACGGCAGCAGAUCCUCGCCGCUGGCAAUGGAUGCAUUCGCAUUUCCCACAUCUGCGACCAGACUUUAUCAUGAAGGGAAUGCCUAAGGGCACAGCCUAUGUAAUUGAACCUGUGAGUGACGGACGCUCCGUGCAAUGGGUGGCUGGAAACCCAGACCAACCUGGUCAUGAAGGGCUCAACAAGCGGAUAUUCAAAAUCAAGGGUGCGGUUGCGCGCUCUGUCAAGCAAGGCAAACAAGCCAUGCUGCCAAAGAUAAUGCGUGGGAAGUUGAGAGAAUCCGGGAUGGAUGCUUACUCGACCAACACGGGCUUGCCGAAAGAGCAGGCUCGGGCAAAAUUUGCAAGGGGUGGAAAGGUCACGUACGGUGGCGAAGAGAGGAAGUAUCUCAAGAGGGAUGCGGAGACGGACGGGUUCAUGACGCCCGAUCCGGCGUUACAACAAACGCGCCAGGCGUGUCGCCCCAAGCACCAGGUCCUGGUCCUCAAAUGCUACCCAAAAGUCCAGAAGAGCGAUGCCGAAGCAAAGGCCAAUUCGAGCGAGCUAAGCUAUCUGCUCUUCUACGCGAGCACUCGCCGCAGUAAGCUGCAAAAGGUGGUCGACUUCCUAGACAAGAGGGCGACCAAGGAUGUGUGGAAAGUCAGGACAGGCAAUGUGCAGGUUACGCUGCAGAUUGUCAGGGCGCUGAUUGAGAAAUGCCCGCGCGAUCUUCCCCUCUAUGCGAGUGCCGUACUGCACAUCCUGCGAACCAUUCUCAACUCAAACGACUUUACCAUGGUGGAGGAAUCCGUGCCGACAUUCGAAGCUCUAUGCGCGCAUCAGGAUCCCGCCGCCCUCGCAGCCGACCAGGACUAUAUCAAGAAGUACGAGGAGAUUGUGCAGUUGUACGCUCAGUUCGCGUCCAAGGAGACUGUCAAGACGGGCAAGGCACCAGUCAGCUGGCCUGUUGCAGUCAGAUACCGCAAGGCUGGGCUCCAGGCCCUGAAGGCCAUUGCCUCGUCUGAGUCAUUAGGGUCCGAGACAGGGCGUCAAUUGGGCGCCGUCAUACCAGUCAUACUCGUCAACAUACAUUCAGAGAGUGGCGCAUACCUCAAGAGGUUGGAAGCACGGGAAGCCACCAAGGGCGAACACGACAAGGAGCUGGCAUUACGGCGGCGGCAGAGUGUAUCUACUGCACGGACCGACGAUGAAGACGGCGACCCGAUCGCAGCAUCCGGAACGACCGAGGAUGCGGAUAAGCUUGCAGAAGAGGAGGUUGGAGUACUUGCACUUCAGGCGCUGAGGAGCAUAUUCCAGGGUGUGAAUCGAGGGCAACUUCGGCUUGCGACCUCAGCAGUGCUCAAGUUUAUCGCAUCACAUGUCAAGAGCUCACAGGAGGCUACCCCAAGCGAAAGCAGCCAUUGGGCGACUACUCUGAUGGCUUUGAUCUGCGCAUGGGUCCCUGUGCAGGACCGAUACACAAUCCUGGUGGGCGCAGUUGAAGCCCUGGUUCGUAGUCCAAUCGUGGAAGAUGACCUCGAACAACAGUUGGUUCUGGCGACUAUCAUCGACUAUCUUCUAGCCUCGACAAUCAACUUCAUCGGACUCAGUGUCAUGGAUGUUCUGGUCGGACUCAUCUCUCACUCAUUGCUACUCCUUCAGCUUGGUGGGCCAGGAUCGAACAUUGUACCGCAUCAUCAGCAGACAGCAUCUGUUGUGGGAGAAAAAGACCCUAGCAGCCAAUCUCCGACGACUAAUUUGGACGCUGUGGUCACGGAGGUCGUUAAGAAGCCCUCUAACGUGAGGCUACAACUUCUGGAUACCGUACAGAGAUGCAUGGCGGAUCUCGCAACACAUGUGUACUAUACAGACCAGAUUUCUGACAUGUUGGAAGCGAUCCUGAGCCGCCUCAAGCCAUCACGUCUUUCGAGCGUUUCCUCCACCACUGAAGCAAUACAGAACCCCGAAGGCGCUAUAGACGCCGUUGCGGAUUCGAUCAGCAUGCAAGAAAAGACGCAUGUAGACCGCUUCUUCUCCUUCGAAACCGCACGUAUCACUGCUCUCGAUGCGGUCAAAGCCAUUAUCAAGACAGCAAACGCACGGAGACCGGACGGCUCAACUGCAUCUGUGUCGCGAAGCAAAGUCGGUGUGAGUGUCUGGGAAGGCACCCAGUGGCUUCUGCGCGAUCCAAGUGGCCAGGUCAGGAAAGCCUACGUCGACGCGCUGAUUACGUGGCUUAAUACGGAGAAGAACAAGGAAGAUCUGAAGAUUGUGGAUAACUACAGGCGGAAGGAGAAGGAGAACGAUAAGAAUGCGUUGGCUAGACGUGCAGUCUCGAAUGCAUCGAACAGGGAGAGAGUAUCGAAACGUGGUAGGGACACGUUCUUGCCCCUGCUUCAUCUAGCUGUCUAUGAGAACGCGCUUCACUACGUCGAUUCUGAGGCCGACUACCUGCUUCUGCACUUGCUGCUCACCACUCUAGUCAAUAGACUCGGAGUAAACGCAGCGAGGAGUGGACUGCCAAUGAUCAUGCGACUACAAGAAGAUAUCGUAACUAUCAAAGACCCAGGUGCUAAACUGCGCUUGGGCAGCUUGGUACAUGGCUACUUCUGGGCGCUCAGCAUAGCCCUGGACUUCGAGGUCUCCUCUGUCGGACGUGCCCUGCACAACGAAAUCUCGCGUAGAAGCAGCAAGGGUCUGUGGAUGAAGAGCAUACGCGUUCCGCCCAUGCCCAUUGAGCUCAUAGAAACACCUCAUGCGACACCUGUCGCUGUACCAGCAGAGAUUGUCGAGAACGAAGCUCUGAAACCAUUUGACAACAGGGAAGCUUUGGUCGAAAAGAUAUCGGAAGGUUACUCGACUUCCCUAUAUUCGCCGCCUUCUUCGCCGCCUGGCUCACCUGGCCGCGGAGCCAAUGCGUCUAUCCCUACUAUCCAUCAACCUGUGCAGCAACCUUCAAGCCACCAGGGCCCACCUGAACUCCCAUUCAAAGUCCGAGAAGAUCUCCUCUCGGACUGGACGAGAGACGGCUGUCUAUCAUCCCACACCAAAGACUCGUCAUCUGCUUCCAUAUCAGGAUCGAAGACAGGAACGCAUUACACCGCGGCGACACAGAAGAACAACUUCCUCGGCGUCAACGUACAAAAUGAGAAUCUGGAUAGUAGUGGUGGUAGCUCGCCUGCUCAAUCGCCAAGACGUGCGCAUAGUCGUCCGCCGUCCGCAGCAUACGGGCUUGUAGGUCGAUUGUCGAGUCCGAAUCGGAGCAGAAGUCCGGGCGGCAACACACCGAAUUCUUCGUCGAGUCUGCGGUCUACAGUCAGGGUUGAUGAUUUGCGACGGGCGUUGAGUACAAGUCACGGCGGGGCACCGAGGACGGGAUAUUCUCACCGCGCACCGAGCCAUCGAGCAAGAAAGAGUCUGAGUGACCACGACGCUUCCUCAACAAGUGAUUCGAUGGUCAGUGUGCAUUCUCUGUCCGACGCGUCGUUUAUUACUACGGGUCCGGUCAAGGAGGAGCAGCAGAGUAGUGGUGUCCAGAAUCCAGAAUCGCCUACUACGCCGGCUGCUACUUCUACGCCCAGACCGACAACAGCUACUUCCAUAAACUUUGGGACAGCAGCAGCGGGAGGAGGAGGGGGAAGGGAAAGUACGUAUACAAUGGAUAACUUGCCGCCUGUGCCGCCUAUUCCUGAGGGUCUGCUCAACGGGCAGAGCGAGGCUAGGGAUUUUGCGAGACCGAAGACGGCGCCUAAUGGUGCGGUGAAGAAGAGUAGGAGUGUCAAGAGUGGAGUGAGCAGAGAAAACGGCGGCGGCGGUGGAGAUUUAGAACGGGAUAGUCUCGUCACAGCCAAGUCCUUUACAAGCCCUCCUUUCGCACUAAGCCCAUACAUUCCAAUCACCGAAAGCCCAAACUGCAAAGGCAGAGUGAUUGACAACAACAGCGGCGUCAAAUACUGUCUCGGUACAUGGUUCCUCGGCAAUUGCAAAUACAAGGCCUACACCGAAGGGAAAUCGUGUAUUGACUUUGCCGACAUUGUCCAACGGCCCCGUUCUAUUGGUCCCGAUCCAGGCGGCUACUUACGCUUGGAUGUCCUGGUCUGA
Alternaria burnsii is the source of this 6354-nucleotide messenger RNA. RefSeq lists its product as uncharacterized. Lineage: Eukaryota; Fungi; Ascomycota; Dothideomycetes; Pleosporales; Pleosporaceae. Gene Ontology annotation, cellular component: plasma membrane. The coding region runs from base 1 to 6354 and encodes 2117 amino acids. Gene Ontology annotation, biological process: protein localization to plasma membrane. The transcript has 8 exons. The record is from RefSeq and is a predicted model, not a curated record.